GAUCAGAUUCGUUUGUUGUACAUCAUCUCGAAAUAUUCCAGUCCUGCGCGUCAGCCUGGCGAUGAGGAGCUUUGCAUGCGGAGGCUUCCCUUGGUUGUUCUCAUGUAUGAAGCCAUUAUUGAAGACGUGCUGGACUACGAUUACGCUCCUGUAUGGUCUCAAAGGAUUUCACGCAACGUCUGGAUGAAUGUGACUCAGGAGGGCAUCCAUGCCCUGGACGAUUUCAUUUCGAAGAAUUUGUGUCGGAAUAUCAAGCUGCAGAGUAAGGAUUUCUCUGCAGUAACAGCGUAUCAGAUUACAGAGAAAGGGCUCAAUUUUCUUGCAAGGGCACCCAAAGAGAUUUUGAUGGCAGUGGACGACUUCUUGUAUCGUUCUGGUGAUGUACUCCAGGUUCGCUUUAACGGCUCGGAUUUCGAGAUAUACACAUCUAGCGGUUUUUCACAGCAGUCAGGAGUCACAGAUACGGAAGAUGUGAGUUACGUCUCAAGCCCCUGGCUGCCGCAGAGUUUGCGCUACACCUCGAAACCAUUGCGAAGCUUUGCUCACCGGGCAUACGAAGCGGCAGAGGGGAUCAGUCAAUUGAAUGACGAGCUGGACUCAGCCAUACGGCUGCGAAACGUCAACCUCCUCGUCGCUGAGUGGAUUCCCCUGGGCCCGAAUCAGCUCUGGUACCUCAUGGACCGUCUGGGCGUCCUCGAUCGUUGCCAGGGGGGCAUGUUCACAGCUCAAGUAGACAACAACCCGGCGAAGAGCAAGUUUCAGUGUCCCGUCGGCCUGACUGCGGUGAGGGUUCUCGACUUUGACCUCAGCGAGGCCGUCAACUUCGAGGCUGAGAUUCUGUACCCGGAAGAGCCUGGCAUCGUUCAGCAGGUGGAGUACUUCGGGAUGCAUAUGGACGUAGAUGGAGGGAUCAUGAUCGGGCUGAAAGUGGAGGCGAUUGAGAAGUCUCCAGCAGAGCAGCUGAGCAUCGACUUGAUCAGUCGUCUGGUUGUCGACAUCAUGAAUGACUCGUCUCGCAUCAUUGGCGAUCUGCUCUCCGAGUACCAGAGGGUUCAGAUGAACAUGGUCUUCCGAGGGGAGUCUUUCUCACGCGAAAAGUUUGUCCUCUACCUGGCCGACUCGAUUGAGCCCUUGACCAAGGCCGAAGCCUACAUGAACGACGCGCAGUUUGUGGCUGAGCUACGGCAGAUCGUCGGAGAUUUGCAGUCCGUGCACUGCCUGAGCAGCGAAGACGUGGUGAUCCUGGGGUCGAAGGGAUGUAUCGCUGCUGGGCCUCGUUGCAAGAUGAAUGAGGAGCUGCUUGCUCGCUUCAUGGUCCUCGGAGCAAGAGACAACUUCGUCAAGUCUGUCUUCGUGCGCCUCAAAGUCCUCAACUCCGAGCUACUGCACAUCCGAGAUCUCCUCAUCAAGCACAACGAGCAUCCCAAUAGAGGAAACGUCAUCCGUGAGAAACUUGCGGAUGCUUCCCGUGACAUCUCCCUGCUCAAGGAGCUCCAGCAGUACCUCGUCGAGUCCCUCCAGGGCUUCAGAGUCCCUCCCCUCCCCUCGGAACUUUCAGGGCGGAAGAUGUACAGCUUCCUCGACCUGCACUCGAGGCUCAAGGACGCCGUGCUGCGAGCUCGCGAUCUUUACAAGCUGAUCGAAGGAGCUGAGAACGAGUACAGGACGCUGGUGAAGAUGAUGGACGUUGUGGGGAAGUCAGCGCUGGAGCAGGUGGUGAAGUUCACCAAGCAGAACACUCAGGAUCUCGUGCAGAACAGCUUGACGGAGGCGAGAAACGCCCAGGGCAUGCAAAUGGUGAACAUCAUGAUGGCAGGGAACUUCAUCUUCGCACUUAUCGACAAGGCGGUUGGAGGCGUCGAGAACUGGAAUGGAGACUACGACAAGGAAUGGCUCAUCGUCCUUGACCGCAACUUCCCCCUCUCAAUCUUCGGCUUCCACGUCAUCGCCUUCAUCCUCUGGUCCUGGCUUCUCACCUCCCUGCUCAACCACCUUGCGGCCGAGGCUGACGGAUAUCUUAUUUGGCGUCUCAAGAUGAACCGCAAGAUCGACCCUAAGGCCAUGACGGCCUGGGCGAGUACGAAAGUUCUCAUCAGCAGCAGCGUCGACAUGGACCGGACAGUCCGGCCGGCGCGGAAGAUGCGAAAGGCGUACUGGGAGGAGACAAGUCACAGCAGGUGGAAGGGACCAGCCCCCCUGCUGGAGAUUUUCUACGACGAGACCAACGGAUUCCUCCUCCAAGUUGUCUUCUCGUACCAAAAGACCAAGUGCGUUCUUCCUCCUCCUCCUCCCCCUUCUCUUUCUACUCCUCCUGCCCCUUCUCUUUCUACUCUUCCUCCUUUUCCUCCUUCUCUCCCACGAUCUAACGACUUGCAGGUCUGA
Messenger RNA from Guillardia theta CCMP2712, 2382 nucleotides. RefSeq lists its product as hypothetical. The record is from RefSeq and is a predicted model, not a curated record. The annotation marks the transcript as partial. NCBI's taxonomy places the organism in Eukaryota, Cryptophyceae, Pyrenomonadales, Geminigeraceae. The transcript is spliced from 10 exons.